Molecule: messenger RNA, 2811 nt
Organism: Callorhinus ursinus (northern fur seal)
Lineage: Eukaryota; Metazoa; Chordata; Mammalia; Carnivora; Otariidae
Gene: GALNT5
Product: polypeptide N-acetylgalactosaminyltransferase 5
Biological process (GO): protein O-linked glycosylation
Cellular component (GO): Golgi apparatus
Molecular function (GO): polypeptide N-acetylgalactosaminyltransferase activity
Source: RefSeq, a predicted model, not a curated record
AUGAACAAGAUUCGAAAGUUUUUCCGAGGAAGCGGGCGAGUCCUGGCAUUUAUAUUUGUAGCUUCUGUCAUCUGGCUGCUCUUUGACAUGGCAGCUCUCCGCCUGUCAUUCAGUGAGGUCAACACUCGGGUCCUCAAGGAAGACAUCGUUAGGAGGGAGCAGAUAGGAUUCCGAGUUCAGCCAGACCAAACUAAGAUCCUUUACAGCAGCAUAAAAGAAAUGAAGCCCCCACUGAGGGGACAUGGGAAGGGCAUAUGGGGCAAAGAGAGCUUUAGAAAAACUGAGAAGGGUAUGCUCAAGGUUGAGGAUGACUUGGACCAAACCCAGAGGGAAAGAAAAAUGCAGAACACCCCGGGAAGGGGCAAGGUUGCCCCUUUGUGGCAUCCUGAGUAUCUACAGACCCUUCCGGUGACUUUGACCAAGCAAAACACAGAGAGGCAGGACCUCAGACCUGAAGCCUACUCUCGCCACAUGGCAAAGCAAAUGAGAACUCAGGGGGCUCAGAGAACCCCAUUCCUAGCUGCAAGAGAAACUCAGUUGGCCGAAAUUUCUGCACAUGCAGGGCCUGACCGUAUAAACCAGGAGGCCCUGAAGAGUUCUAGUCUUGGCAGUGAUGCAUCAAAACAAGCAGCCGAAAGAAAUCCAAAUGUGACCCUCAGUCCUGAUACUGACAGAUCAAAGCAGCAAUCACAGGCAGUAGCAAAUGAGAGGACACACCCUGCCAGCCCACUGUUGCCAAAAUCUAGGGAAGCCAUAGCCUUAAAUAAAACUGAGACUCAGAGCAAAGAACUAGAUUCAAAUAAACACGGAGCCAAUAAGAGCCUUCCCUUUUCCAAGUUUAUUGCCAAUUCAAAUCGCUCAAAGAAGCAAUCUAUUAACGAAGCACCGUUGGGAGGCUUGCCAAAGGAUGAUGGAGCCAAAGUGGCUGGUGGGAAGAAAUUCAGUUUCUCUGAAAGCCACGUUGUGAUUAUAACUAAGGAGGAGAAGCUAAAGACAGACACCAAACAGGCCCCCAAUCCUAAAAACAAAACUGUGCUCCCUAUUGUAUUGGGUGAAAGCCGAGGGAAACACAUUUCCAGGAAGAGAAGUGAGGCAUCUUUCCCUCCACGGAGAGCAACAGUCUCUCAAUCCCAUCAAGCCGUAGCUGAGGGGCUAGAGCCAGCAAGAAUCAGCUUGACUGCCAAGGCCCAACCUGCAGAACUCAACCAAAAUCAUAUAAAAGCCUUGUUACCUGAAGAACGUGGAAUGCACCAUGUGUUAAAAAUUGACGUGACACUUUCUCCAAGGGAUCCCAAAGCUCCAGGCCAAUUUGGACGGCCCGUCGUUGUUCCCCGUGGAAAGGAGAAGGAGGCAGAGAGAAGAUGGAAAGAAGGAAACUUCAAUGUCUACCUCAGUGAUUUGAUCCCAGUGGACAGAGCCAUUGAAGACACCAGACCUGCUGGGUGUGCAGAGCAGCUAGUUCACGAUAACCUCCCGACCACCAGUGUCAUCAUGUGCUUUGUGGAUGAAGUGUGGUCCACUCUCCUGAGGUCUGUUCAUAGUGUCCUUAAUCGCUCUCCUCCACACCUCAUCAAGGAGAUUCUACUGGUAGAUGACUUCAGCACCAAAGACUACCUAAAAGGUAAUUUGGAUAAAUACAUGUCUCAGUUUCCAAAAGUUCGGAUUCUUCGCCUCAAAGAGAGACAUGGCUUAAUAAGAGCCAGGCUGGCAGGAGCACAGAAUGCAAAAGGUGAUGUGUUGACAUUCUUGGAUUCUCACGUGGAAUGUAACAUUGGUUGGUUGGAACCUCUUCUGGAAAGGGUUUAUUUAAGUAGAAAGAAAGUAGCCUGUCCAGUAAUUGAAGUCAUCAAUGAUAAGGAUAUGAGUUACAUGACAGUGGACAACUUUCAAAGAGGCAUCUUUGUGUGGCCCAUGAACUUUGGUUGGAGAACAAUUCCUCCAGACGUUGUUGCAAAAAACAGAAUUAAAGAAACAGAUAUAAUAAGGUGCCCCGUCAUGGCAGGUGGAUUGUUUUCUAUUGAUAAAAAUUACUUUUUUGAACUUGGAACAUACGACCCUGGGCUUGAUGUCUGGGGUGGAGAAAAUAUGGAGCUUUCAUUCAAGGUGUGGAUGUGUGGUGGUGAAAUUGAGAUCAUUCCCUGUUCCCGAGUGGGCCACAUAUUCAGAAAUGACAAUCCAUACUCCUUCCCCAAAGACCGGAUGAAGACAGUAGAGCGGAACUUGGUGCGGGUUGCUGAGGUCUGGCUUGAUGAGUACAAGGAGCUAUUCUAUGGCCAUGGGGACCACCUCAUAGACCAAGGGUUAGAUGUUGGAAACCUCACCGAACAACAGGAACUUCGAAAGAAACUAAAAUGCAAAGGUUUCAAAUGGUACUUGGAGAAUGUUUUUCCUGAUCUAAAGGCUCCCAUUGUGAGGGCUAAUGGUGUGCUUAUUAAUGUGGCCUUGGGCAAGUGCAUUUCCAUUGAAAACACCAUAGCCACUUUGGAAGACUGUGAUGCGAGCAGCAAGCUUCAACAAUUUAAUUACACCUGGCUAAGACUUAUUAAACAUGGAGAAUGGUGCUUAGCUCCCGUCCCUGAUAUGGGGGCUCUGAGGCUGCACCCUUGCGAUAACAGGAACAAAGUGCUAAGAUGGCUGCAUAAAUCAACAUCAGUCUUUCAUCCAGAACUGGUGAAUCACAUUGUUUUUGGGAACUAUCAUCAGUUGUUAUGCUUAGAAGGAAAUGUUUUUCAGAAGACCCUGAAAGUUGCUGCUUGUGACCCAGAAAAGCAAUACCAAAAGUGGAAAUUUGAAAAGUAUUAUGAAGACUAA